AUGAAGGACAGCACGGUGCUCCAGCUGGCGCCGACCGCACCCGUCGCAGCAUCGGCGGUCGCGCCCGGCCCCAAGGUGCCCAUCCCGGUCCCCAGCAAGGACGCCAUCGACGUGCCGUCCAAUGUACAAAAGCAACCCUGGAACACAAAGAACCUGGGCCUGCGGCUCGCGGCCGACUUCACAAGCGCUGCGUGCGCGGCUUCUAUGGUGGCGCCCCUGAUAUCCAUCAUCGACAGAUCGAUAAUGGAAAACGCCUCGGGCCGCAACACGCUCGUCGCUAGCCUGAAAGCCUCGUUCCGCGCGCUGCUGCUGCGCCCGCACACGAUGCUCUUCUCGAAACCCGUCGCGCUGAUCUUCAUGCUCUACGGCGGCACCUACCUCACAGCCAACACGCUCGACACGGCGACCUCGACGGCGCGCAACGCAUCCGCCACGCACGUAACGUCCGGCACGCCCAAGUUCGCUGCCUCGUCCGCGGCCAACGUCGGCCUGUGCAUCUUCAAGGACCAGGUCUACGUCAAGAUGUUCGGGCCCGGCGGCCCGCCGCGUCCCGUGCCGCUCCCGAGCUACGCGCUCUUCGCGCUGCGCGACAGUCUGACCAUCUUCGCCUCGUUCAACGUGCCGCCGCUCCUGGGCCCCGUGCUGACGGCGAGGAUGAGCGCCGAGGUCAACCGCACCGUCAGCGGCACCACCGUCGCGCAGUUCGUGGCCCCGGCCGCCGUGCAGCUGCUAUCGACGCCGAUCCACCUGCUCGGUCUCGACUUGUACAAUCGACCGGCGACGGGGGGCGUAGGGUGGGCGGAGCGGUGGGCGCUGGUGAGGAAGAACUGGCUCAUCAGCACCGCGGCUCGCAUCUGUCGGAUUGUGCCGGCGUUUGGAGUCGGCGGCACCGUCAACAUGAAGGUGCGGAAGAACCUGAUGGAGAGGCUGGUCUAG
Anthostomella pinea is the source of this 936-nucleotide messenger RNA. Lineage: Eukaryota; Fungi; Ascomycota; Sordariomycetes; Xylariales; Xylariaceae. The record is from the annotation of a GenBank genome assembly.